This is a messenger RNA of Cryptomeria japonica (Japanese cedar), 1790 nucleotides long. Its product is annotated as ethylene-responsive transcription factor ABR1. Bases 314 to 1510 code for a protein of 398 amino acids. The transcript has 2 exons. Gene Ontology annotation, molecular function: DNA binding; DNA-binding transcription factor activity. The record is from RefSeq and is a predicted model, not a curated record. Gene Ontology annotation, biological process: ethylene-activated signaling pathway; regulation of DNA-templated transcription. Lineage: Eukaryota; Viridiplantae; Streptophyta; Pinopsida; Cupressales; Cupressaceae.
UUGUUGAAGGCAACCGACCUGUUUGAUUAUGAUAUGAUAUAUAAAACCUCGGCUCAAAGCGGAUUUGAUUGGUGAAGGUCGAUUAAGUCGGUCGUACUGAGGUCAAAUUACAUUGCUUCACAGGAGUUAUGGUUUGUGUCGGUCGUUAAAUUGAAUUAGAUAUGGAGUGAGAUAGUUGGAGUGGACUCUUCAUUUGGGCGGCGGUCAUUGUAGGCGUGUAGGUGGAUCUGCCAAUAAAAGAGAUUGCUUGUUCUAAUGAUUUGAGAAAGAAGGCUUGGAUUGAAUUGUUUGCAGACGACUUUUUGUUUUUUCCAUGUGUAACAAAGUGGCGAGCCGAGGAGAAGAACAUGAUGAGCAGGAUAAGGGAAAUGAAGAGGACGCAGGAAAUCUAGGGGGUUAUAGUCAUAGUGGACUUACGAGGGAGCGUGAAAUGUCUGUGAUGGUGUCGGCGUUGAGUGACGUGGUGGCUGGAACUACUGGAGUUAAGAGGGAGAGGGAGGAGAAUGAUGAGAUUCAACCUGGUGUUCGUCCUAGGGCUACUCCUCCUCCUUUUUCUCUUCCUCCUGCUAUGGACUUCAAUCUUGAUCCUCCAUGGCCUCUGCAAUUGUCAUAUUCUAGUGUGCAACAUCAUUAUGGUGGUCAUGUUCCCAUGUCUGCACCUCCCACCGCCACCAUGAUGCCACCGCCUCCAGGAUUUUUAGGCGAAGCUUCUGGAUUCCAGCAGGAGUGCACGGGAAGCGAGUCAUCGUCGCAAACAGAGAAAGAGACAGAAAGGCGGCGGCGAUACAGAGGCGUGCGACAGAGACCAUGGGGCAAGUGGGCGGCGGAGAUAAGAGACCCACACAAGGCGGCGCGUGUGUGGCUCGGAACCUUCGACACUGCCGAAGAAGCCGCCCGUGCAUACGACGAAGCCGCCUUGCGCUUCAGAGGCACCAGAGCAAAACUGAACUUUCCAGAAGAUGCUCAGCUCAAUCCAGCCAUUGUCGCCGCCACAACACAACAACAAUCCGCUACCAUUUCUUCACGCUUAGCGGCGGCGCCCACCGUUUCCGCCGCCACAGAACGGGUCGAAACAGCGCAGGCGUCUCAAAUGCCGGCGGAGUUUUAUGAAUACGCUCAACUUCUACAAAAUCCAGGAGUUCCUCCAACCUCCAUGUCUCUUCUUCACCAGUAUAUAACUGCCCAACGCCACCACCAGCCGCCGCCGCCGCCGCAGCAGCAGCAGCAGCAGCAAAGGCCAGUGCACGUGUGGCAGCCGGCACUUCAGCACCAAUUUCACACGCGUCCUCAAACUACACAAGUAGUUGCUUCAACGUAUUAUGUGCCUUCACAGCAGCCAACUUAUUCGAACCCAUUUUCUCAGUCGCCAAGAAGUGGGCAAACACAGCAGCCAACUUAUUCGAACCCAUUUUCUCAGUCGCCAAGAAGUGGGCAAACAGAACCUUCUGCAUCUUCCUCUUCAUCGCCAUGGCAAUCCUCGGAUUAUCCUCCGCCGCCGACAUCUGAAUAAUUGAGAUUUUCGAAGUUUAUCCAUUCUUUUUUGGAUAUAUUUGUACGGAACCUUACAUAGAUAGAGUAGUAUUUCAUGUGUAACUUUGGCUGGAUUUUUUCUAUUUGUUUCUCGGCUGAUUGAUUCAGAUUUAUAUACGGAUUUUUCUAUAAAUUCUGUAGCAUGAGUUUUGUCUGGGCUUAACUGUAGAAUUCAUGUCGGUGAUGUCGCUUGUGAAGCAAAUCGUUUUUUCUUGUUUUUUUUUGCAUGUUUGAAAUGAAACCACCUUAAAUUUCCCGAU